Molecule: messenger RNA, 1946 nt
Organism: Musca vetustissima
Lineage: Eukaryota; Metazoa; Arthropoda; Insecta; Diptera; Muscidae
Product: octopamine receptor-like
Exons: 5
Coding region: 38-1909 (623 amino acids)
Biological process (GO): adenylate cyclase-activating adrenergic receptor signaling pathway
Cellular component (GO): membrane
Molecular function (GO): G protein-coupled receptor activity
Source: RefSeq, a predicted model, not a curated record
GGAAAGACUCAAAUUCGUUUAUGAAAAUUCAGCACCAAUGGCAUCGGAUGAGAACAUCAUUAAUAAUACCCUAAUUUAUGGUACAUCCCUGUCAAGCAUAUCGGCAGCCACCUCCUAUAUGCUAUUAAAUGACUCAUGGCUGAAUGCAUCAUCACCAUACCUAUCAUCAUCGUCGUCAUCGUCAUCGUCAUCCUCCUCCUCUUUAGCCACUUCCAUUGCACCUGCAUUGUCCACCCUAAAUGCGGAGGGCGUGAAUGUCACCUCUGCUGCCAAUUCCGAUGAUGAUUGGUCCCACUUUAAUGAUCUCAUUUUAUCCUGGCAAGGUGUCUGCCUGAUUGCCGUCUUUUGUGUCUUAAUUGUGAUCACCAUUAUUGGUAAUACCUUGGUUAUAAUGGCCGUUAUUACCACCAGACGCCUUAAAACCGUGACAAAUUGUUUUGUUAUGAGCCUGGCGGUUGCCGAUUUCCUAGUGGGCAUAUUUGUAAUGCCACCUGCAGUUGCUGUUCAUUUGAUAGGUUCAUGGAAACUUGGUUGGAUAUUGUGUGAUAUCUGGAUAUCCUUGGACGUCCUACUGUGUACAGCAUCAAUUUUAAGUUUAUGUGCGAUUAGUGUGGAUCGUUACUUAGCUGUCACCCGGCCCUUGACAUAUUCACGCAAACGUCGCUCCAAACGUUUGGCUCUUAUCAUGAUACUCAUUGUAUGGGUGCUGGCUUUGGCCAUUACCUGUCCGCCCAUAUUAGGCUGGUAUGAACCGGGACGCCGUGAUUUAAGUGAAUGCCGUUACAAUCAGAACGAAGGAUAUGUGAUAUUCUCGGCCAUGGGCUCGUUCUUUAUACCCAUGGCGGUGAUGAUUUAUGUCUAUGUCAGGAUAUCAUGUGUGGUGGCAGCACGACAUGAUAAUAUGACCGAUAUUAGUAUACAUAAUAAUAAGAAAUUCAAACGUUACACAUCUGCCGAUGUGGAAAAUGAAUUAGAUCCCGAUAUAUCGGAAUUAGAUUUAAGCUCGGGCCAAAAGAAACAGGCCGCCGCCCGCACCCUCUCCAAUCAAACACUGGCCAAGGAGUUGCAUGAAAUAAUGGCUUCCGAUAAUGAAGUCACCACACAAUGCCAUUCGUUGCUGGCAACGCCAUCCUCGGCAACGGCACCCUCUGCCAACAAAAAUGGUUGUUACGAGCUGACACGGGCCACUUCAUUGCGGCGUACACCCACAGCCGCCUCGAAUAUGACGCUGAUGACCACAACAACGACAACAACGAGUGGUGGUACCAGUACAGCAACAGCAAGUACAAAUAUCGAAAAUCCAUGGACAUUUUCAGCAGCCGCGGCUACAAAUCCCUCAUCCACCGCGCAUUACCAACAACAUUCACAUCCCAACAAGGCAAUGCGUACGCAUAGCGUACGACAUCAGCACUACAUGAGUGCACCGCCAGCCACCCUAUUGGCUGUCACAUCAGAUAUUAUGGCACCGGGUAACAAUGUUGCCACAUCAAUACUACGACAACAAUCCCAACCGAUGUCGGCGGCGGUGGCGACGGGCGUCAAUCGUUCGUCCCAUCACUCGCACGGCCACAACUAUACCAAAUCACUAUCGAAUCGCAUUACUUCGUUGAAAAAGGAGAAUAAGACCACUCAGACGCUUAGCAUUGUUGUGGGCGGCUUUAUUGCUUGUUGGCUGCCAUUCUUUGUCUAUUACCUGAUAACACCAUUCCUGCACGAACAUCAGGUCAGUCGGACACUGGCCAAGGGUUUGACCUGGCUCGGUUGGUGUAACAGUGCCAUCAAUCCGUUCAUCUAUGCAUUCUACUCGGUUGACUUUCGGGCUGCAUUUUGGCGUUUGACCUGCAAGCGGUUCUUUUCGGCUUCCAAUAAACCACAAUUUCCGGGCAACACAAUGUCGAUACGACGAUAGUUAAGAGCACCAUUGUAUGAUUAAGUGUUUUAGGAAU